Molecule: messenger RNA, 4178 nt
Organism: Meriones unguiculatus (Mongolian gerbil)
Lineage: Eukaryota; Metazoa; Chordata; Mammalia; Rodentia; Muridae
Gene: Septin3
Product: septin 3
Exons: 11
Coding region: 1-2454 (817 amino acids)
Biological process (GO): cytoskeleton-dependent cytokinesis
Cellular component (GO): microtubule cytoskeleton; neuron projection; presynaptic cytoskeleton
Molecular function (GO): GTPase activity; GTP binding; molecular adaptor activity
Source: RefSeq, a predicted model, not a curated record
AUGGACCACGACUUUGUACCUGCUCCUCCGGAGAAGCAGCCGCACAGGGCUCCAGGCCCAGGCCCCAGAACUCCCUUCUCUCGCAGCCACAUGCUGGGCCGCCAUACCCACCCAAAGCCUCCUGGAGAUGUGUCCCCCCUCAUCCCUGUCAUCAAGAAGAGUGUCCAUUUGGAUGCCUUUCCCCAGAGCAAUGUCCCACAGAAUUCUAACCAACCAAGCACUAGAUCCAGGGCCUGGAGUAUGUCCCAACAUGGCACUUCCAUGGGGCCCCUGAGUUCUCUGCCUCCCAAUAGCUGUAUGCCCAGGAAACUCAGCUCUGUUUCCUUAACGAUUCGCCAGAAUGUCCAGACAGGGCCCCGAGAGGCCUCGGUUCCUCACUGGGAAGAGAUGUCCAAUGUUGGUAAGGAGGCUGCCUCCCAGAGAGAAGGGAAGCUGUACUCCUUAAGGUCGCCACUCAUGAACCAGGUGUCAGAGGUCGGGACCUCCUCUGGAGGCCAUGAGAACCCAGACCUUACCAAAUCCAACAGGACACCCCCAGGGGAGAAGCCCCUGGUGUCUUCAUGUCUGGCUUUACCGUUCCCAGCUCGGGUCACUCAGAGUUCAUCAGGCCUUCCAAGGGCAGGCCCUGUGGGGCAAAUCUACACCAGAACCUCACCAGGAAGAGGCAAGCCCAGGCCCAGGGGUAUUCCCAGGUCCCGCGCGCACCUCCAAAGGGCCACCCCUGCUACAGGUUUAUCAUCUGUGGGCAGAAACUUAGGCACAGCAGCCAUCCACAGACCUGAGGUAGCUUUCAGUGUGUCCCCACCGAGCCCACCCAGACUGGGCAGAGGCACAGAGCUCCCUAUUCUAGAUGCCAAGAUGCACACAGUCACGGACAUACCUACAGCAUCCAAGUCAAGAAAAGCCACCGACUCGGUUAUAGCAGGCCGGCCCAGGUUAGGCACAGCCACAAACCUAACGAGAGCCGGGACAACCAAGCCAGGCCAGGUUAUGAGUUUGGUCACUUCAGACUCGGACAACCCGGAAAAUGUCAUGCUUACGGCCACGGAGGUCUCAAGCCCAGCUUUGUCACUAUCAGAUGAGGUCAAUCUUGGCAUCACCAGGUUGGACAGAGUCACAGAUUUGGCUGGAGGCAAUGUAGGCAAGCUGGACACAAGCACACAUUCUCCUGCGUCGGACCCCAGCAGACUGGGCAGGGCUGUGGAUUCAGCUGUGCUGCUCUGCCCAGACACAGCCAAUGAGGAGACCAACCUAGAUGCUGUCAGUAACCUGACCAUCCCAGGCACUGCCACCUACCUUCUAAUGCCAAGCAGAAGCACAGACCUAGCCCAGGACUAUGCCACUGUGGAUGGUGUCACAGACAGUGCCAUGGAGCCUGCCUCUCUGGACCUGGCCGGAGAACACAGAGGGCUCCCAGAGGCCAGGACGGACGCAGCCAUGUCAGAGCUGGUACCUGAGCCCAGGCCUAAGCCGGCGGUACCCAUGAAGCCGGUCAGCAUCAACUCCAACCUGCUAGGCUACAUCGGCAUCGACACCAUUAUCGAACAGAUGCGCAAGAAGACCAUGAAGACCGGUUUUGACUUCAACAUCAUGGUGGUUGGCCAGAGUGGGCUGGGCAAAUCAACGCUGGUCAACACGCUGUUCAAGUCCCAAGUGAGCCGGAAGGCCUCCAGCUGGAACCGGGAGGAGAAGAUCCCCAAGACAGUGGAGAUCAAGGCGAUUGGGCAUGUGAUAGAGGAAGGCGGAGUCAAAAUGAAGCUGACAGUCAUCGACACGCCGGGCUUCGGAGACCAGAUCAACAAUGAGAACUGCUGGGAGCCCAUUGAGAAAUACAUCAAUGAGCAGUAUGAGAAGUUCCUGAAGGAAGAGGUGAACAUUGCCAGGAAGAAACGCAUCCCCGACACGCGUGUCCACUGCUGCCUCUACUUCAUCUCCCCCACGGGACACUCCUUGCGACCUCUUGACCUUGAGUUCAUGAAACACCUCAGCAAAGUGGUGAACAUCAUCCCUGUGAUUGCCAAGGCCGACACCAUGACCCUGGAGGAGAAGUCCGAAUUCAAGCAGAGGGUUCGCAAGGAGCUCGAAGUAAACGGCAUUGAAUUCUACCCUCAGAAAGAGUUUGAUGAGGAUUUGGAGGACAAGACGGAGAACGACAAGAUCCGGCAGGAGAGCAUGCCCUUCGCUGUGGUGGGGAGUGACAAGGAGUACCAAGUGAACGGCAAGAGGGUCCUCGGGAGAAAAACACCCUGGGGGAUCAUUGAAGUGGAAAAUCUCAACCACUGUGAGUUUGCCCUGCUUCGAGACUUCGUCAUCAGGACUCACCUGCAGGACCUCAAAGAAGUAACACACAACAUCCACUAUGAGACUUACAGGGCCAAGAGGCUCAACGACAACGGGGGCCUCCCUCCGGUACUAGGAAAAACAAGAGAUGGAAGACCCGUGAUGAUCCAGUGAGAGAGGAGGGAAUGACCAGAUCAUGUGACCCUAAUCCUAUGGUCUCAGCCUUUCCUGGAGACUGCUGUAGCCAUCCAGCCCUCGUCCCUCACCUUGCUUUCCCCAUGAAGUCACUAGGGAGUAGGCACCUGUCAGGCUAGCGUGGCGGUGGUGUGAUAGAGCUUGCUGGCCACCCCAUUGAGCUGUCCUGUAUGGUGGCAUGGGAGUGGGCGCCUGGGGCCAGCAUGGAGUAAGGAUGGUGAGCUUUGGAGAGGCUAAGGAGGAGAACAUAGCGUGCCGGGCUUCCCUCAGCUGCGGGCUCACUCUCCCUGGACAAGCUGUGUUAUGUGUCUGCUGUCAGCUGCUGGUCUCCACACCCUCAACCAUUCUCAACUCCCCCUGCAGGGAGAAGGCCUCCUGGGCACUGUCCUUCCACCCGUGCUGGCCACCCCCUGCCCCACUGCUGAGUGAGUGACGGCCAUUUCAAGCGCUGCUUCUCCCUCAUUGCUCCCAGCUGUCAUUGCUGCAGGGCCAAGCCCCCUUUAGUGCUGUGCUUGUCCAGCCUACCACCUCAGCCCCUCUCAGCCCUCAGCAGGUGGGAGGGGCUAGCUGCCUCUUUAGGACGGUUGCUUCCUGUUCAGCCAAACUACUCCUCUCCUCCCAAUGGAUCGGAGUCCCCCCCCCCAGCACUGCCCUGCUCCAUCCUCUGUGUCAGCAACCCCAGCCCACGUGUAGGGCGAAGGGACUCAUCGAGAGCUUCUCGCCCUUGCAAGCCCAUGCCAUCGACUUGUAACCAUCUCCAAGGGACCCGACAUUGCUCCCUAGCCAUUCAUCUGCAUGAGUACUUUCUUGGCUCCCUUAAGCGGUCAAGAAAGCAACUUUUCUGCUUGUCAGAGUUGCUGAGGUCAGCCAUGUGUGGGACAAGGGUGUCUCCUUCAUUGCUUAAAGGUAUUUAUAAGGGUGAUUCGUUACGUAUGUUGGGGAGCAAGAGGGCUAGCGUCGCUUAAAAAAAAUAUCAUUGCUGGUGGCUGGCCCAGUGAGUAAUGUGUGUAGACAACCUGUCCUCCCCCCAAAAAAAUAGGGCCACUUGGGAAGUGUUUUUCCUGAAGAGAGGUUGCUGGAGUUGACUUCCUUAUUUAUCCUCAAACUUAAAAAAAAAAAAAAGGGAAGUCAAUUGAACACACACAUGAACCACCCCAAACCCACAGCUAUAUACUCUAGGGAGAAAAAUAGCACCCUUUCGUACAUUUAGCAAUAAGAGGGAUCUCUUCCCACCUACCCUGACUAUCCCUCUCCUCCCCUGCCCCCCCCCCCCCGUUAAUGUGAGCAAUGCAUUAGCCUGGCCACAGGUGGUCACUACAGGCUAAUGGAAAAUACCCAAUGGAGGGCAAAGCCUCCUUCAGUUGCAUGAAUGUUUGCGAGUGUCGGCUGCCACUGCCCCACAUACUGUGUCUUUACAGAGCCCCCCCUCAGCCGCCCCGCCCACCAUCUUCACCUGGACACAACUUGCUCAAAAGCUGGUGACUUGUGGGCCAUUCAUCUGCAAGUCCUGAUGGAACAAGAGGCCCAAGCCUAGGGGAUGCUAGAACGACCCAUUUUUAAAAUGGUAUUAGUCCCAGCCAAUGUUUUGGUGACAUUCCAGUUUAAUUUCCCAACCGAAAACAAGCCAACAGACACCAGGACUGGUCAUGUAAAUGUUGCUAGCCUCUGUGUUGUACAACUAAACAUUACUGUUUGAACGAUAA